CCGUUGAAAUCCGCACUUGGUGUGACCGCACCCGGAAACGUGAAGUGAGCGCCAUCGGUUGCGUUUUUUCGCGAAAUAUUUUUAGGAAAUAAAACAAACGGAGCAACAUGGGUGACAAGCUGCUGGACUCGACGCAGAUCAUCAAUGGCCUGGCUGUGAUGCUGUCCUUCUUCGUGGGCUACCGUUACGCCCUAAAGCGCGGCGACGCCAAGGAUUCGUCCGCUGACGAAGGAGCGGCGGCCUCUUCUUUGGCCGGAUCCUCGUUGUCCAGUGCUUCCGAGGCUCCAGUUUCGGAUAAGGGCUACGGAGGCUUCAAUGAAAACUUCAAGAUGGUUCUGGUGGUACGCAACGACCUCAAGAUGGGCAAGGGAAAGAUCGCCGCCCAAUGCGGUCACGGAGCUGUGGGCGCUUACCAACGGGCGGUGGCCAGGACGCCCCGCUUGCUGAGGGCGUGGGAAAACUGUGGAUGCGCCAAAAUCGCCGUGCGCGUGGAGAGCGAGGCGGAGCUAAUGGCCAUCAAGAAAGCCGCCGAGCGCCAGCAGCUGAACACCUGCCUCAUCCGCGACGCGGGUCGCACCCAGAUCGAGGCGAACUCCAAGACUGUGCUGGCCGUGGGUCCAGCGGCUGCCGUGGACAUCGACCGGGUCACCGGCCACCUGAAGCUGCUGUAAGAUCCGCACUGCGGAACUCUUGCAGGCCAUGAGGCAUCACUUACUCACUCGAGUGCAACCCGACAAUUCUCAAAGCAAUAGGGCGCAUGGGUGGAGCGGUGGAUGAGGCUGGAGGUGGCGUCAUGCCGCCGAGGAGGAGGCGAAUGGGAGACGACGACUGUGACACGCAAGUUAAGCUAAGAUUUACGUUAUCACGUUAACUGUGAACCGAGCUAUUACACAUUAAAUGAUUGGCAGUCCGGCCUGGAACUGCAAAGCUCCUAA
Drosophila rhopaloa is the source of this 935-nucleotide messenger RNA. Its product is annotated as probable peptidyl-tRNA hydrolase 2. Gene Ontology annotation, cellular component: cytosol; mitochondrion. Bases 108 to 671 code for a protein of 187 amino acids. Lineage: Eukaryota; Metazoa; Arthropoda; Insecta; Diptera; Drosophilidae. The record is from RefSeq and is a predicted model, not a curated record. The transcript is spliced from 2 exons. Gene Ontology annotation, molecular function: peptidyl-tRNA hydrolase activity.